This is a messenger RNA of Laccaria bicolor S238N-H82, 1999 nucleotides long. RefSeq lists its product as uncharacterized. Lineage: Eukaryota; Fungi; Basidiomycota; Agaricomycetes; Agaricales; Hydnangiaceae. Gene Ontology annotation, biological process: proteolysis. The record is from RefSeq and is a predicted model, not a curated record. Bases 1 to 1929 code for a protein of 642 amino acids. Gene Ontology annotation, molecular function: serine-type carboxypeptidase activity. The transcript has 18 exons.
AUGGUCUCCCCACAAUUUCUUUUGGUCUUUCUAUUGACCACCUUGCCUUUCGUCGCGUCGCAAACCACAGCCCUCCCGAGCUCGUUCCCCCAUGCGUACCCUGGCAAACCAAAUGGCGACUUUAGCCCUACAUGGCAAAAGUAUUUUCUAGUCACCCAACCAUUGCCGAACAUCACUUUCAAACUCCCUCGCACCUACGCCGGAAACAUUCCCGUGCAACGCGCAGGUCACCCCAAUGACACACUAUUUUUCCUAGGAUUUGAAAAAUCCACCGGUUCCCUUACUGCCCCUGCAUCGAAAUAUAAUAAGGAACCUUGGGGAAUAUGGUUGAAUGGCGGCCCUGGUUCGUCAAGUAUGUACGGUGCAUUCUUUGAGAAUGGCCCGAUACGCAUCGGUGGGGACUAUCGCGCGUCCUCAAACCCAUACGCGUGGAAUAAGCUGGCGGAUUACUUCUGGAUUGAUCAGCCAGUUGGUGUUGGCUUUUCGACGGCGGACUCAGCUGGAUACGUUGCUGAUGAAGAUCAAGUCGGAAGAGAUUUUAUGGGGUUUCUAGACAACCUUGUCAAAGUAUUUCCAAGCUUAAGAACACGACCUCUCUACCUCACAGGAGAAAGUUACGCUGGAACAUAUAUCCCAUAUAUCUUGAAGACCUACUUUGGAAUGAAAAACCCCCCUGUCAACAUCGCCAAAAUAGCCAUUGGAGAUGGGGCUAUCACAACUGCCCAGGUGUUUGAGUUACUUCCUUCGCUCAGCGUGAUCGAAACAUUUCCCCAGCUGAUUGGAUAUGACAAAGAUGUAUAUAAGUAUUUCAAAGAACAAUCUCAAUUAUGCGGAUACGACCUCAACCUCACCUAUCCUCAGAAAGGUCGUCUUCCCGAUGUCAAACUCAUUGCACCCACACAACGCCAGGUUCCUUUCGCUCUCAGCACACUCUCUCGAAAGUCUUCCUUUUUCAAAGAAGUCUUCCGUCGAUCACAGUCGGCUGAUCAGUCCUUAACAAAACGCGAUCGUGAAGAGCGUAAGAAUGCUUGGAAGAGAGAUUUGUCGCUCCGAGAAAACGGGACGAUUGAUUCAUGGUACGGCUGCCUCCUCCUGUAUGAGUUCAUCGAUUAUGCCUUCAAUUACUCUUACCCAUGGAGUUUGCAAAACGCAUCCACCUUCGCAUUUAACGUUUAUGACAUACCAGACGCUCUCAAUCCGCAGAUUGCUGCGGAUGCAAGUGUAUUUUUGAACGGUACGAUGCAGAUUGUUUCUACUGUACAGCUGAAUGGACGCCUCUCAGAUAAUCGCACACGAACUGCGUUCCAUGCACCGAUCAGCAAGGACUGGGCCAUGAAUUUCAACUAUGUUUUCGGAAACCCUGACGGCAACAACUUUGAUCCGAGCCCGGAGCCGAUCAAUUUUUUCACAGCUCUCGCCACCAAUGCUACAGCACGUAGCAUUGGUAUAGUUCUCUAUUCAGGGAACGACGACGCCCUCAUUCCUCACUUGGGCACAGAGGUUGCUAUCCAGAAUGUCACCUUUGGAGGGAUCCAAGGGUUCACUAGGAAGCCAUCCACAGCAUGGGUAAACGAUGCAGGAGAAUUCGCUGGUAUCGUUCAUCAGGAGAGAGGAUGGACGUACGUUCUCUUUUAUGGCGCAGGGCAUCUCGUUGCACAAACGUCUCCCAAUUCCGCCUUUACGUUCCUUCGGGAGUUUGUCCUUGGGAACAAUAAGCAAGGGCUCGUCGUUGGCUCUGGCGACUAUGUCACGGUCAUCGGUGGCGAGAAUCCCACACUCGCAGGUCAAAACCUUCCCGCUGCAGACGAAAUCUACUAUGGCUCUGCUACCACUCAGUCGACUUACAUCGCCCCGUCCGCCACACGAGCCGCUUGGAAGGCGUUUAUUCGAACAGAAACUGCCACAGGCAAAUCCCGACCCACGCCUUAAGUAUACCUGUGCACUUGCGUUUGUAACGAAGUCCGAUAUUAUUAUAAUGAAAUUCCACGCUUUUUCAACG